Molecule: messenger RNA, 432 nt
Organism: Durusdinium trenchii
Lineage: Eukaryota; Dinophyceae; Suessiales; Symbiodiniaceae
Source: the annotation of a GenBank genome assembly
AUGUUUCGCCGAGUAGCUGGCCGGCUGCGUUCGCACGUGCGCUUGGUCGCUGCCUUUGCCCGUCAACAGCCUGUCUCUCGGGCCGUGCUGCCCACGACGCUAGUCGCAGCUGGACUGGGAUCCUUCUUCAUACCAACCGCCAAGGUCACCCAAGCACAAGGCAAGGCAAAGAGAGUGGCCAUCUAUGGCGGCGCCUUCGACCCUCCCACUAACUCCCAUAUGACUUGCGCCAGCGAGAUUGUACAUAGUGGCUGUGCCGAUGAAGUGUGGCUGGUGCCUUGUGGACCUCGUCCAGACAAACCCAAGUUGAAGACCCCUGCCUUGGACCGAUAUUGUAUGUGCCAGAUCGCCGUGAAUACCGUGUUUUCCCCGGACUUCCCCAUUAAGGUUACUUGGAGCGGAAUCAAGCAGUUCGUGGGCAUAUCAGAUUAG